Messenger RNA from Pantherophis guttatus, 1998 nucleotides. RefSeq names its product norrin cystine knot growth factor NDP (gene NDP). The record is from RefSeq and is a predicted model, not a curated record. Gene Ontology annotation, biological process: Norrin signaling pathway; positive regulation of DNA-templated transcription; Wnt signaling pathway. NCBI's taxonomy places the organism in Eukaryota, Metazoa, Chordata, Lepidosauria, Squamata, Colubridae. Gene Ontology annotation, molecular function: cytokine activity; frizzled binding.
ACUUUUCCAUCUGACAUUCUCUCUCUCUCUCUCUCUCUCUCUCUCCCUCUCUCUCUCUCUCUCUCUCUCUCUCUCUCUCUCUCUCUCUCUCUCUCUCUCUCUCUCUCUCUCCCUUGCACUCUCUUCCCACUCACCCACCCCCCUUUUCUCUUGCUUAAACAGCAGCCCUAACUUUUGUGUGUUGCAAAUAUAAAAGGCAAACCAUGUGAUAGAGGGGCAGAAGAACAAAAGCAUUUGGAAGUAACAAGACCUCAUUUUAGCCCUCGGUCUGGGGAGUCCAAUAGAAGGGAAGGCACAGUGCAUUUUGCAAAAGGUAAACAGUUGGGCUCUAAAAGGACAACUUGGAGAAACUGUACAGCCAGAAUGAUUGUGUAAUCUUCAUUGUCCCAAAUAGAAAUGAUGGAAGAGGACAUUCACUAUUUUUGUAGGUUGAACUAUGAAGGAGAUGUUUUGAUGGAUUAUAACCUCAGCCAAUGUCUAACCCCAAACCGGCAAUGACAACCUGGAGACUUAAAACAGACCCUCUGCUUUCUUGGCAAAAGACUGGGCCUCAGUCUUUAGAGGGCUUCUGAUACUCUAUCUCCCUCUACUGGUACUCCUAAGACAUUCACUAAGGAUGGGAAAUCAUGUCAUUGCGGCUUCAAUUUCCAUGCUGUCCCUUCUGGUAAUAACAGGAGAUACAGGCAGUAAAAAGGAUAGUACCUUUAUGAUUGAUACGGACCCAGGGCGAUGUAUGAGGCAUCACUAUGUUGAUUCUAUCAGCCAUCCUUUAUACAAAUGCAGCUCAAAGAUGGUGCUGCUGGCUCGCUGUGAGGGACAGUGCACUCAGAUAUCACGCUCAGAGCCAAUGGUGUCCUUCAGCACAGUUCUGAAACAGCCUUUCCGAUCCACAUGUCAUUGCUGCCGGCCACAGACUUCUAAACUGAAGGCUAUGCGUUUGCGCUGUUCUGGUGGAAUGAGACUUACUGCCACCUACCGCUACAUCCUCUCGUGUCACUGUGAGGAAUGCAACUCUUAGGGGAAAAUCUGCUGUAGCAAAAAACCAAAACCAAAACAAAACAAAAAACCAGGAAGUAGAAAUGCUCUUCAGCAGAACUUCCAGAAGCAGAAACAACUAGGGAUAACCUUCUGAUGGUUUGCUGUUGCUACAACCAGGAAUAUUAGAAUGGAUUUCAUUGGUGAGAAGGAGCCACAUGGAUACAUGGGGGUUGUACCAAACAAUACAACAGACACCAGAAUGUAUAAUUGCACAUCGUUGCUGAAGAUGUAAUCAUUUGUGAUGGUGAGGAAUGGGAACAUACAUUGUUAGAAAUCUCUCAUUCAGGUUCUUCGGGUCAUUUUUCUAUGUCAGUGAUCCUUUAAUAUUGAAUAAGGUCAACUUAAGAAUUAUGGCUCUUGGUUUGAAUGUUCAGCCAGCAACACAAAAGGACCAGGGACAUAGAAAAUGCAUACAGUGGAAGCUAUUAUGUGGGAAAACAAUUUAUUCUACAAGAAAACAAAGACUCCUUCCCUGUACACAGAAGCCUAUUGUAUCUUUUAAACAUGUCCUUUAGUUUAUAGUGGCCAUGAAAACAGACUGCAUUGAAUAGUAAAAGAUAUAUUUUAUAUGGUCUGGCAGCAGUUAGACAAGUUAUUGUGAUUUAGGUGCAAUUACAAAAUAAAUAAUAGAAAAUUUAUGGAACUAUCAGUGUGGAUUCUCCAGUAUAUUUACAAAGUAUAUUUACAGUCAAAAGUUGAAAUCUGGAAAACAAGCUCCUCCUCCUCCUCUUUCUCUUUCUGCUUCCCCUUCCCCUUCUCCUCCUCCUUUUCUUUCCCCUUCCCCUUCCUUUUCCUCUUCCCCCUCCUCUGUCGAGUGUCAAGUAAUCCCCCAAAAAGAAAAUGUUACACAUUCUUGGUCAGUAUUAUAAUAUUAAUCUAAAUCUACCAAAAUAAUAAUACUUGGUUUUGCUUUCAUUUAUAUGUAAAAACAAAUUUAAAUAAAGAUUUAUCUUAAAUGUA